Molecule: messenger RNA, 7028 nt
Organism: Hippocampus zosterae (dwarf seahorse)
Lineage: Eukaryota; Metazoa; Chordata; Actinopteri; Syngnathiformes; Syngnathidae
Gene: myt1lb
Product: myelin transcription factor 1-like, b
Exons: 23
Coding region: 627-4559 (1310 amino acids)
Biological process (GO): regulation of transcription by RNA polymerase II
Cellular component (GO): nucleus
Molecular function (GO): zinc ion binding; DNA-binding transcription factor activity, RNA polymerase II-specific; RNA polymerase II cis-regulatory region sequence-specific DNA binding
Source: RefSeq, a predicted model, not a curated record
CGUUCCUUCCUUCCUUGCUUGCUUCCUUUCCUGCCUUUCUUCAUGCUUGCUUCCCUCCACCGCCUGUGUACAUUGGCUAUAUGAAGCUCUCAUCUCUCUCUUCCUCAGUCUCUUUCUCAGUCUGCUUGACAGCGUCUCCUCCCAACUGUGCUCUCUCCAUCCUCGCCUCCCUCUACUCUCUCACUCUCGCUCCCUCUCUACAGGCUGCGCCUCAUUGGUGUGUCCUGAUUCCCUUUUUCCAUUAGUAGGCUCCGGGCCCAUUGGUCGUCCUCCUUCCAACCAUUAUCUCCACUCGUCCAGCCCUCUGUCAUCCUGUCUCUCUCCACUCUGCCUCCUCACACUCCCCAGUCAUCUCUGAAGUCAUAAAACAUUUUUAAAAAAUGAAUUUGCAUGCAAUGUGGGAGCAGAAGUUUGUACUGAGCAUGUUAAAUGAAUUGGGGGAGAAGUAAAGGAAAGGCUGUCAGAAAGAAGAGGAAGCACAUUUUGGAGAAAAGUUUCAAGAGAAGAAUGCAGCUGAAAAUGAGUCUGGAGGAGACGUGGUGAGCAUUUCCUCUCCAAGUGAACGCCAGUAGGUUACAGUGGAAGCCGAGGUCUGGAAGAACUGUCUCUACGCCAAACCAUUGCAGAUGGAGGUGGAUGCAGACGAUAAGCGCCACCGCACACGCUCCAAAGUGCCUGUGGAUCCAGCAUUAACGCAGCUUUUCAGUGUGUAUGGAUGCCCCGUGGCCAAGAAGAGAAAGAGUCUAGACAGACAAACCUUGGAGACCUCUCCCAAAAAAAGCACCUACCUCGACGACAUGGACAACUCGACAAUGGAAGAGUGCUACGAAACGGAUGGAACAGAGGAGAUGGACGACAGAGAGGAGGAAGAGGAUGGACCGCUCGAGGAGGAGGAGGAGGAGGGUGAGGUGGAGGAGGCUGAAGGCUAUAUGGACUACAACGAAGAGCAAAUGGAGCAUGAGGAAGGCGAGAUGGGGAGAGGGGAGGGUGAGGAAGAGUUAGAUGUGGAGGAAGAAGAAGACGAAGAUGAGGAAGAGCGGGUGGAAGAGGAGGAAGAGGAGGAGACAGUGGCGGUGGAGGACUAUGAAGAGGGGGAAGAGGAGGAAGGGGAGCAAGGGCAAGAGGAGGAACUGAUGAGUGGUGGUGAGGGCAACAGUGGCGGUGAAGGUGGAGGUGGCAGUGGCGGCAGCAAGUCAGGUCCCACAGUGGAGAGGGACGACAACAACAACGAUGAGUAUGAGAACUAUGACGAGCUUGUGGCCAAGUCGCUGCUCAACCUGGGCAAGAUCGCAGAAGAUGCCGCCAACCGGGCAAUGACGGAGUCAGAGAUGAACAGCAACUCCUCUCACAGUGCUGAAGAGGAAGAAGAGGAGGAGGAUGAAGAGGAAGAAGAAGAAGAGGAGGAGGAGGAGGAAGAAGAGGAGGAAGAAGAAGAAGGGGAGGAGGAGGAGGAGGAGGAGGAAGAAGAGGAAGAGGAAGAGGAAGAAGAGGAAGAGGAAGAGUGCGAGGAAACACCAAGAGGCAAUCAGCACGAUCUGAGUUUGGACGUUCAUAGUGACGUGGUCAGAGAGACUGUGGACUCGCUCAAACUCCUGGCACAGGGACAUGGGGCUGUGUUGUCGGACAAUUUGGAGGGACAGGACUACGCGGAAAGCAUUGCUGGAAACGGAGACUGUUCCCACAACGGCCUAAGUGUGCACAACGGUGGGAACGGACUAAGUAAGACCACUGGUAAUGGACCAUUCGAAAACAGUGAUGAGGAAGUGUGUCUAAGCAGUCUGGAGUGCCUACGGAAUCAAUGCUUCGAUCUUGCUCGGAAACUUAGCGAAACAAAGCCCACAGAUCGCAACGGGUCCUUCCAGCAGAAUCAUUACCAAUGUGGGGACAUGAAUCAGCAGCCCCAACAUCACGGCUAUGGGGAGUUCCAGCAUAACCAGGAUGACAGACGAGCGCUGGACAGGAACUUUUCAGACAUGGACAAUCUCUUGAAGCUUGAGGAGCAGCUGAGCCCGCGAUCCAAAGCCUUUGCCAGUUGUGUGCAAGCGGACCGUUUUCACCACCGAGACUUCGACGAAGACACGGCCUCUGUGACGUCAGACAAGUCAGAGGAAGUGUUUGACAUGACAAAAGGUAACCUUUCCUUGCUGGAAAAGGCUAUCGCGCUGGAGUCCCAACGCGCAAAGGCACUGAGGGAUAAAAUGGAGACGGAAGCAGCUAGGAGAGACGGCGUGAGGUAUAGCCAUGAUGACCACGGGUCACGGCAUGCCUAUGCGGUUGAGCGUAAAGGACGACUCCCUGAUGGAAUGAAGAAGCUUUUCUAUCAUAAAGAAGCUUCCCGCGCGGACAAGAAAGAGAGUCGCUGUCCGACACCAGGCUGUGACGGCACGGGUCACGUGACUGGCUUGUACCCCCACCAUCGAAGCCUGUCGGGCUGUCCGCACAAAGACAGAGUGCCACCAGAAAUUGUGGCUAUGUAUGAGAACGUUCUUAAGUGUCCUACGCCUGGCUGCACUGGACGCGGCCAUGUCAAUAGCAACAGAAACUCCCACAGAAGUCUGUCUGGAUGCCCCAUUGCUGCAGCGGAGAAGCUGGCCAAGGCGCAGGAAAAACACCAGAGCUGUGACGGCUCCAAGCCCAACCAGGCUUCUGACAGAGUUUUAAGGCCUAUGUGCUUUGUCAAACAACUGGACUAUCCUCAGUAUGGUGACAAGAACAAUGUUUCCACCAGCACGCCCCGAUCCAACCUGGCCAAGGAGCUGGAGAAGUACUCCAAGACCAGCUUUGACUACAGCGCCUUCGAGGGUACUAACAACCACCAAGUGUAUGGGAAACGGGCCAUCGCACCCAAGGUUCAUGGGCACAGGGAUACCUCCCCGAAAGGAUUUGAUGCCAAGCGCUAUUGCAAGAACUCCAGCUCGGCCAGCAGCACCACCAGCACCUACGCUCCCAGCAGCAGCAGCAGCAGUCUGAGCUGUGGAGGUGGCGGAGGGGGUGUGGGAGGAGGUGGCGGCAGCAGCGCCAGCAGCACCUGCAGCAAAAGCAGCUUUGACUACAACCACGACAUGGAGGCUGCGCACAUGGCCGCCACGGCCAUCCUGAACCUGUCUACGCGCUGCCGGGAGAUGCCCCAUGGUAUGGGAGGAAAGCCCCAAGAUCUGUGCUCGCAGAGUCCCAGCCUGGAUGUUGACGAGAACGGUACAUUGGACCUGAGUAUGAGCAAGCGUCUGUGCAGCGGCGGAGGGGACUCUGUGCUCACCCCACUAGAGCCCAUGUCCCCCCAAAGGCAAGCUGCCCUUCUGGGCUCCCGCUGCUACGGCAUGGGCGACGCUGCCGACUGUUGGGACCUGCCUGUAGACUACACCAAGAUCAAACACAUAGAUGAGGACGAGAAAGAGGAUGACCUGGACCCUUUCCAAGACUUGCUGGAGGACCGCUCCUACACCACAGAUGUCAACAUGCCCAGUCCCAAACCCAAGUAUGCCCAGUGCAAGGAGAGUAAGAAGGACCUGAUAACAUGUCCCACACCGGGGUGUGACGGAAGUGGUCACUUGACAAGCAAUUUCGCCUCACAUCGAAGUCUCUCAGGUUGUCCGUUAGCUGAUAAAAGUAUUCGGAGUAUGCUGGCCAACAACGCGCAAGAGCUCAAGUGCCCGACACCAGGGUGCGACGGUUCGGGACAUAUCACUGGCAACUACGCCUCUCACAGAAGCCUCUCAGGGUGUCCGCGGGCCAGGAAAAGUGGGAUAAAGAUCAUCCACAGCAAAGAGAACAAGGAAGACCAAGAACCUAUCAGGUGUCCUGUUCCUGGUUGUGAUGGUCAGGGUCAUGUGACAGGAAAGUAUGCAUCCCACAGAAGUGCGUCAGGAUGUCCCAUAGCUGCCAAAAGACAAAAAGAUGGCUACCUAAAUGGCAUCCAGUUCACAUGGAAGUCUGGCAAGACGGAGGGAAUGUCCUGUCCUACGCCGGGCUGCGACGGCUCGGGUCAUGUCAGCGGCAGUUUUCUGACACACCGAAGUCUGUCAGGCUGUCCGCGUGCCACCUCAGCCAUGAGGAAAGCCAGGCUCUCUGGAAUGGACAUGCUCACAAUUAAGCAGCAGCGCAGCAGCAAUGGGUUGGAUCACGAAGAGGAGCUCAAACAUCUGGAUGAAGAAAUCAAAGACUUAAGUGACUCAAAUUCACAAGUGGAAGCAGACAUGAUCAAACUCAGAACUCAGAUCACCACUAUGGAGUCCAACUUGAAGUCCAUGGAGGAGGAAAACAAGGUGAUUGAACAGCAAAAUGACUCUCUCCUGCAUGAGCUGGCCAACCUCAGCCAGUCACUGGUUAACAGUUUAGCUAAUGCCCAGCUCCCCCAUAUGAAACCGGUGCCGCACAAAGAACCUCUUCUUCGGAGUAACAGUUGCUUACAGCUCCACCAGCAAGAGCCCAUUGAACAAAACUUUGAUGCCUACGUCACUUCCUUAACGGACAUGUACACCACCCAAGACCAAUACCACAGUCCGGAAAACAAAACCUUGCUGGACAACAUCAAGCAAGCGGUCCAAGGGAUCCAAGUGUAACCAUUUGUGAAAGGCAACCUCAUGUUCACCCCUGCAAGAUGUGGACUGUCUCUCCGAAUUCCUCAAGAGCGGUGAAGAUUCCAUCUCCUCUGUGCAGAGCAGUUACAUAUAAUGUACAGUGUUAAAUAUUCUGAAUAAUUUAAAAAAAGAGAGAGAGGUAUUAUGCUUCGCAAGAGACAUUCGAUAAUUUCGUUUCUUUUUUGGGGAUAGGGUGUGGGGGGGGUUCUUGCUUCGAGGAAGAACAUAAAAGCAUUAACAGCAAAAUAGUUUUUGAGGACAUUUUGUACGUUUUCAUAUGAGCUGACAGUGUCAUGUAAUGUUUCUAACUGCUCACAUAUGCACAUUUUAGUGUAUACUACUGAACAGUAAGCUGAUACUAACGGAACACGAGUUCUUUUUAUUGCUUGACCACAGAGCAUUUUAGAUGACAAAAAAAAAGCUGAGCUGGACAGUGAUCUAAAUGGACAAAAACACGUGAAGAUGAAACAAAUCAUUCUUCCCUUCAAAUGGGUGGUUUUACAUGUCUUGCUUGUGGAGUGCUCAAGAGCAAGAGCUGGCUUGCAAAUGACUUUUAUUUAUUUUUAUUUUUGACAAUGCUUGAAAAAAAUAUGUUUUCAUUUACUGUAUCCUAAAAAAAAUGUGUAGCUGAAGUUUGGGGGGUUUGUAAUCGGUGCUGUAAAUGAAUCUGGAAGGGGAAACUGACCGGACGUUUGUAUGAAUGUAUGUAUGAGCAGUUAUAUUGUUAACAUCAUUACACGGAAACCCAAUGGUGGAAAUCCCAUAAUUUAGCAGACCAAAUUAAUUCCCAGGGGAACAGAUCAGUGCAGUGCAUGUACGGUCACAUGCAUCUCAUCCUAUAAUCUCAAUUCCACCUGUUAAGACAACGAUCUAGAUAUAUUAUUCACAUCCUCCUAUUAAAUCCAAAUUGUGUUGCUAUAAUCAAAUAUUUCAGCAAUAUAAAAAGUAAAUAAUUUGCUAAUUAUGGUUAUGAGAUACAAUCUGAAAAGAGACAAAAUAUGGGGUAUAUGCAAUUUCUUGUUUUUAAAUCGUGAGGCAACACUAAUCUUUUUAAUAUAGCUAUGUAAAAUAGUGAUUUUUUAUACAAAUCUUUUAAUACAAAAAGUUUUUUAAAAUAAUGUAGGAGGAAUCUGAUUGUUGACCUCUCCAAGUAAAAUGCUCAUUUCACUUUUUUCAGUAAUGUUUUGCACAGGGACACCUUCGUUUCCAUGUUCUGAUGUUCUUACAGAACUAAAAGCAGUACCCGAGAGACAAAAAGGAGGGUUUUGUAAAGAGUAUUUAUAGACAGCAGGACUUACAGGGUCACUGUCCCCACAUAUGUGCCAGUAGACUAUUUGCACUUGUCCUUGAAGAUAUUAUCCUUACAUAUGGCGACGUGCAAUUUUCCAGGUGACCUCUUUGGCACACGAUUGGAGCAACCAACAGCUUGGAGCCACUGUGUGGAUUAAGUACCACUGAAAAAAGGAAGAACAGGGAAGAGGAUGACUAUUACUACAGCAGUUGUACUGUAGGUUAUUGUAAAAACAUGAUCAAUGUUCAUUUUUGCUAUGUUUUAGGAAGAUGAAGUUAGCCCCCAGCAGCACUUUAUAUCUAAUCAUUGUACAAAGGAAUUAAGUAAUCAAUCAAUUCAAGUUUUAAAAAAAAUCAAAAGAAAAAAAGCAGAAGACAAAAAAAAAGUUUAAAAGGCCUGGUGAAACGAGACCUUUUGAGAGGGUGAUACAAUCCAGCAUCACACACACCCAGCGUGACGGUCUGCACCUCUCCAUUCUGACAUUCAAGCUGUUAGCAGUCAUCAGAAUUUGCCUUGUCCGGAGCGAAUGGAACCGAAUCUCAUCAAAUGAACUUUGCCGCCCAGUUUCCAGGACUCUCUCCUGCGCAUCAUCCAUAACUGCAUUCACCUUUUUUCCACACCAUUGUGUCUGCAGCUUUUUGCCAAUAUAGUGAUGCUUCAGGCGAGUGAUUGCUAGUGCAAGUUUUUUGGAUUAAUUUGUAAUUAUCAGUCAAAACGGGAAAGGGGAUUCUUAAAGCACAAACUGCUCAUCUGACGUUGGUACAUAAAUAACUAAUCUGAAGAGUUAUCUGUGACUACUAAGAACACAAAAAGGUUGCAAAAUAUUUCGAUUUAUGACUUUUCAUUGAAAAAAAAGAUUGUUGACCAUCAGAUUUUAUUACUUUAUUUGCACCAUUUAAUUUUGAGAUGGAUAUCAGUGACCAUGAACAAAGACUGGAUUUUGUAUGAACUAUUGUGCUCUCUGUGGAACUGAAGUUUGAUUUAUUUUUUUACGACACAGCAUGGAUUUGUUGACAUUUUAAUUUUGCUAUAAAUGUGUGAAAUCACAAGUUGCUGUGAUAUUUCAUUUAUAAAUUGUGAACUUUGUACAAUUUUUGUCAUGCUGGAUGUUGACACAUCUUACUCGAAUAAAGAAAAAUGUGUUGCCAGAGGCCUGUAAA